This is a messenger RNA of Papaver somniferum (opium poppy), 1047 nucleotides long. RefSeq lists its product as uncharacterized. Bases 1 to 1047 code for a protein of 348 amino acids. The record is from RefSeq and is a predicted model, not a curated record. The transcript is spliced from 3 exons. Lineage: Eukaryota; Viridiplantae; Streptophyta; Magnoliopsida; Ranunculales; Papaveraceae. Gene Ontology annotation, molecular function: catalytic activity.
AUGCGGGUUCUUUUUUGGAACAUAAAUGGAGUUGCUCGUGAAGCAGCUCAUUGUAAACUUAAGGAGUUAAUUAGAGAAUUCAAGCCGGAUGUGUUUUGUCUUGCGGAACCUAAGGUUUGUUAUUUAGAUUCAAUAAGGCCUUCUAUUCUAAAUAGGAGCAAACAUGCCAUUUAUAUUGAGGUCGACGGGGUUCAUAUUUCUUUUGUUCAUGCUAGUUACGUUCAAGUAAUAAGGAGAAGUCUUUGGCAGCAACUCAAUCUCCAAGAUGAAUCUAUUCCGUGGCUUGUUAUGGGCGACUUCAAUUGUAUUCUUAGACUUGAUGAGAAAAACGGAGGUCUUGAACCAAGAACUUCGGCUAUAAAUGAGUUUUCAGAUUGGUUAGAUGACAAUAAUCUUUUUGAGGCAGACUCUUUGGGUUCAAAAUUCACUUGGACUAAUAGUCAGUCGGGUACUAAUAGAAUCAUUAGUAAACUUGACCGUGUUGUUAUUAAUGCUGCUUGCCUUGCGAAAUUUGAGAAUUGGCGGUGUAAAGCUCUUUCUAGGGAAGUUUCCGAUCAUUCUACUCUCUUGGGUUAUCCUUUUGUUGUUCCAAGGCCUAAGAGAGCUCCUUUUCGGGGUGAUAAAGGAGUGAAAUCUUCUGGUUUUGGUAAUAUUCAUUCUCGAUUGAAGCAAGAUCACUUUAGGUUUGAAUCAGCAGCUCUGUGUUCGGAUGAGGACCCUAGUGAUGUUACCAAGCUUAAUCUCAUGAAAGAUGCUUUGGCUAAGCUUAGUGAGACUCGUCUUCAACAUAACACUAUGCUUAAGCAAAAGGCAAGAAAUCAGUGGCUUGUGGAGGGUUCAAGCAAUUCUACUUUCUUCCAUAAUAGCAUUCGAAGAAGUUCUAACACUAUUUAUGAAUUAGUAGAUAGUGACGGCCAUACUAUCUCUGAUUAUGAUCAGUUGCGCGACCAUAUUGUGCAGUUCUAUGAAGCUAAAUUUAAUGGCCAUGAAACUGAUAUUGAUGCUAGUUUGUUUGAUUAUGAGCAUGUUAGUAUUUAUGAUGAGUAA